Solanum dulcamara is the source of this 1967-nucleotide messenger RNA. RefSeq names its product nucleobase-ascorbate transporter 4. Lineage: Eukaryota; Viridiplantae; Streptophyta; Magnoliopsida; Solanales; Solanaceae. Gene Ontology annotation, molecular function: transmembrane transporter activity. Bases 138 to 1721 code for a protein of 527 amino acids. Gene Ontology annotation, biological process: transmembrane transport. Gene Ontology annotation, cellular component: membrane. The record is from RefSeq and is a predicted model, not a curated record. The transcript has 14 exons.
UCUUGUUUUUCCAUAGUGCAAAUGAAUUAGUAGCUAGUAUUAGUAAAAUACAUUGCUUUACUCUUUUGCAUAUUUGCGUAUAUAUAUAUGUAUGUAAAAAAAUAAUAUUAAGAGCUUUAGUGAGACGUAUUAGAGAGAUGACAGUACCGGUGAAAGAUGAAUUGGUGCCUCACCCAAUAAAAGACCAACUUCCAGGAGUCGAUUAUUGUAUUAACAGCAAUCCUUCUUGGGCUGAGGCCGUUAUACUGGGUUUUCAACACUAUUUAGUAAUGCUUGGCACUUCUGUCAUCAUACCUACCAUCAUUGUCCCUCAAAUGGGUGGUGGCAACGUGGAGAAAGCUCAAGUGAUACAAACUUUGCUCUUUGUUGCUGGGGUGAAUACUCUAUUGCAAUCUUGGUUUGGAACCCGGCUUCCAGUGGUGAUAGGUGGAUCAUUCAGAUUCAUAAUUCCAGCCGUUUCUAUUGCAUUAUCCAAUAGAUAUAAUACAUACCUUGAUCCUCGUGAGAGGUUUAAACAAUCAAUGAGAAGUAUGCAGGGGGCUCUGAUGAUUGCAUCCGUUAUUCCAGUAUUAGCUGGCUUUCUUGGAAUUUGGAGAAUUGUUACAAGGUUCUUGUGUCCGCUUUCUAAGGCUCCAUUGGUGUUACUUGUUGGCAUUGGGCUAUAUGAGCAAGGUUUUCCACUUCUGGGAGAAUGUGUUGAAAUUGGACUUCCAGAGUUAGUUCUACUCAUAUUGUUGUCACAAUUCAUUCCUCAUAUGUGGAAAUUAAAGCAACCCAUAUUUGAGCGAUUCGCUGUCCUGUUAUCAGUUGGAUUAGUGUGGGCAUUUGCAGCAUUUCUCACAGUAGCAGGUGCAUACAAGAACAGACCCCUACAGACUCAGUUCAGUUGCCGAGUUGAUCGCUCUGGGCUUGUUAGUGGAGCUUCAUGGAUAAGAUUUCCUUACCCAUUGCAAUGGGGUAUUCCCAAUGUUGACGCUGGACAAGUCUUUAUGAUGAUGGCUGCAGUUUUCGUUUCUCUUGUUGAGUCUACUGGAGGAUUUAUUGCAGCUGCAAGAUAUGGAAGUGCAACAUAUUGCCCAGCUUCCAUUCUGAGCCGGGGUGCUGGAUGGCUGGGAUUAAAUACGUUGAUCAAUGGUUUAUGGGGAACCCCCAGUGGAUCUACUGUAUCAGUUGAAAAUGUAGGUCUUUUAGCAUUGACACGAGUUGGAAGCAGAAGAGUAAUUCAAAUCUCUGCAGUAUUUAUGCUUUUCUUUUCUGUGUUAGGAAAAUUUGGAGCUAUUCUUGCUUCAAUACCUCUGCCAAUCGUUGGAGCUUUAUAUUGUGUCUUGUUUGCCCUCAUGUCUGCUGCUGGUUUUGAUUUACUACAGUUCUGCAACCUGAACAGCUAUAGGACUAAGUUUAUAUUAGGUUUCUCAAUCUACAUGGGCCUUUCUGUGCCACAAUACUUCAACGGUUAUGUCAUAACCACUGGUCGCGGUCCUGUUCAAUCUGGCAUAGCCACGAUUGACCAAAUUAUGCAAGUGAUCUUCACGUCCCCUGCCACAGUGGCAGGAGUUAUAGCUUACUUGUUAGACAUCACUCUGGCGCGCAACCAUCCUUUAACCAGGAAAGACAGUGGAAGGCAUUGGUGGGCUAAGUUCAAGUACUUUGGGCGAGAUCCUCGGAGUGCAGAGUUUUACUCUCUCCCUUAUGGCCUCUCCAAGUACUUUCCUUCAAUAUGACACAUUGAUGUUAAUUAAGAAUGAGAAAUUUGUCGAAAUACUCAGAAGUUACAAAGAAGAAGUGAAACAAGUAUAUGACAUUUGAUUUGUCUCAUCUCCUAAUGUUAUUGAGAAAUGAGAAGUAUUCUAAUUAUUGAGAGCAAUUACUUUUAGUAUAAAUAAAAGGAUUAGUUGAUUAGCAUGAUGUACAUGAUCUGGUGUUGUAAUUGGAUAAUAUGCUUAUAUUUCAAGCAGUUUUCAACUGUU